Colletotrichum lupini is the source of this 1077-nucleotide messenger RNA. RefSeq lists its product as uncharacterized. The record is from RefSeq and is a predicted model, not a curated record. The transcript has 5 exons. Bases 1 to 1077 code for a protein of 358 amino acids. Lineage: Eukaryota; Fungi; Ascomycota; Sordariomycetes; Glomerellales; Glomerellaceae.
AUGACUUCAUUUCCACCCGCCAAAUUCCCCAACAGCCCUGUUCCUGGAUUCCGCCGCCCCCGUCCGUCCCUGUGCAAUCCCAAGCCAAGCUCAGACCGAACCGUGCUUGUCCCCAUUCUGUCUAGACCCGAGUCUUACCAAUCGUUCCUGUCUCUGCUGAGGUACGCCAUCGCGCUGUUUACCGCCCACAAGCCCCAUUGCAUCUCAUCAUUAUUUGAGCUAUCCGAUCAUCCGGGCCACUCCUCACACACACCCACACACGGACGAGACAGGUACGAAUACUGCACCGCUGCUCCGGAGCAAUCUACUAUUACUCUUGUCAUCCUGAACCGGCAGCAGGGUUCCGUGUGGACAGCCGCCGCCGCCUCGUGCCGAGCAAUAAGAAAACGACAAGGGCUUAGACGAACGACGUCUUCUCGCAUUUCGCCAACCGCAAAUCCCAACCGCGAGUCCCAAUUCCUCCGCCAAUUCCUGGCUCAUACCUGGGCACUCCGUAGCGACGACCUGGACUGCGUCACUCUUCUGCAAGACAAGACGAGCGAGACCUGCAUCAUCCUCCACCAGCACCUCCGAUCCGUACCUUUGCCCUCCUCUUUGCUUUGCUCUCUCUUUAUACUUUCGUUCUCUACCAUAGGCAAAAUCCUACGCGUCCAACCUAAGCCUCUUUCGAUUCAUCUUGGUUCCGCCCGCCGCCCCCAACGAAACGAGCUCUCUCUCGGUCUCUCUAUCUCCGCCCUGCACCACAUCGCAGCCAGCUUUACCCCAAAACCUCCCACCAACAUCCCCAUUUCCGAUCCCACCAUAUUUCCAUCCUCCCUUCCGGGCCAGCCAAGGGAUCCGAUCAUCAGUCUCACCCGCCACCAUCCGCACCUGCAACCGUCUGCGCCCGAGUGUUACCUCUCCACACCCACGAACCUACACCCCCAAGCACCGUUGAUCGACGACAUGGCGCACUCGGAUUGUACGGCCGACCUGGCCUCUGCGCCUCCAUUUCAACUACAUGAUCUUCUUUCUCCGUGUACUAUUCGCAUUCACGCUACUUGCGCUGGAAAUGUUGGGAAGCUGACGUUGUCUUAA